Molecule: messenger RNA, 987 nt
Organism: Rotaria sordida
Lineage: Eukaryota; Metazoa; Rotifera; Eurotatoria; Philodinida; Philodinidae
Source: the annotation of a GenBank genome assembly
AUGGCACGAUCAUCUGUAAAUUCUACUGUAUUGUUAUUUGAUAAAAUAACACAGAAUAUAUAUCGAUAUGGUAUUCCUCCAAUAUGUAUUCUUGGUGUGGUAGGUCAUAUACUUAAUGUUUUUCUUUUUACUCGUCGAACAUUAAUUGAAAGUUCGUGUUGUAAUUAUUUUCUUGCAUCAUCAUGUAUUGCUUUAUUUCAAAUAUUAUUCAGUCAACCAUUUCAAUUUAUUCAACAUGGUAUUAAUAUUCAUUUAACGAAUAUUUGGUGGUGUCGUAUACGAUUUUAUGUAGCUCAUUCUGCUUAUGUAGCUUCAACUUUGCUAAUAACUCUUGCAUCAGCUGAUCGUUUUGCAAGUUCAUGUCAUCAAGUAAAACAUCGUCGAUGGGCUGAUUUGCGUGUCGCUCAAAAAUUAGUGCCACUUGUUAUUAUUAUUGCUUGUGCAGUUAAUUCACAUAUAUUAUAUAUGUUUACUAUCAAUUAUGACCAUCGAAAUGAAUGUUGGGCUGCACAUGGUAAUAUAUAUCGUUUUAUUUUCGAUAUAACUUUACUUUCAUAUGUUAUUCUAUAUCCACUUUUGAUUGGAACAUUCGGUUUGCUUACUAUUUACAAUAUUCGUCGAUGCCAUGUUCGACAACGACAAUCAUCAUCAUCUCUAGACUAUCGAGUACGUGAUUUACAGAAGAUGACACUCGUUCAAACAGCAUGUGUUAUUACUUUCACUUUACCUUACGCCAUAUUAAAACUUCAUCGAACAAUAAAAACACCUAGGUAUGAUGACAUGUCUGAUGUCUAUUGGGCUGUAGAACGACUUAUAACAUGUUUCGUUGAUUUUGGUUGUUACAUAAAUGAUGGUGCUGGAUUCUAUAUCUAUUCACUUUCAUCAAUUACAUUUCGACGAACAUUGAUGCAAUUCAUUUAUCAACAUCAAUCAAGAUUAUUUCAUUGUUAUCAACCUCCAAAAGCAAUCAUCUACAAUGUGUCUUAA